This is a messenger RNA of Impatiens glandulifera, 2305 nucleotides long. RefSeq names its product cellulose synthase-like protein G2. Gene Ontology annotation, molecular function: cellulose synthase (UDP-forming) activity; mannan synthase activity. NCBI's taxonomy places the organism in Eukaryota, Viridiplantae, Streptophyta, Magnoliopsida, Ericales, Balsaminaceae. Gene Ontology annotation, cellular component: plasma membrane; trans-Golgi network. The record is from RefSeq and is a predicted model, not a curated record. The transcript has 7 exons. The coding region runs from base 1 to 2196 and encodes 731 amino acids. Gene Ontology annotation, biological process: plant-type primary cell wall biogenesis; cellulose biosynthetic process.
AUGGGGUCAGAUGAGUUACCUCCUUCUCCCCUCCACCACUUCACUGUCAAAACCUCAAUCGCCAUAAUCAACCGUGUCCACGCCUUUGUUCAUCUCAUCGCUAUAAUCUCAUUCAUUUACUACAGAAUCUCUUCUUUCUCUCUUCUCAAUUACCCAAUUUUCCUCUGGAUAUUAAUCUUGGUCUCCGAAUUACUUCUCUCCUUCCUCUGGCUCCUCUGUCAAGCCUUCGGAUGGCGGCCAGUUUAUCGCUCAGUUUUCCCAGAGAGGCUUCCUCCCGACGCCGAUCUUCCACCAAUCGAUGUAUUUAUUUGCACAGCCGACCCGGAAAAGGAACCGGCGGUUGGGGUUAUGAACACUGUUUUGUCGGUCAUGGCAAUAGAUUACCCACCGGAGAAACUCUCGGUGUACCUGUCGGAUGAUGCCGGAUCUCAAUUAACAUUGAACGCCGUCAGAGAAGCUUGGGAUUUCGCAAAGUCAUGGGUUCCGUUUUUCCGGAGACAUGGACUGAAAGUCACAUCGCCGGAAGCUUACUUCUCCGGCUUCGGCAGCGAUCGUGAUGAAGGAGAAGGGAGAUUCUUAGAAGAGGAGGGAGAGAUUGAGAGGAAAUACAAGUUGUUUGAGGAGCGGCUCAUGAAGAAUAUAUCAACAGAAAAUGAAGUACCAAAAGAGGCUAAUCAUGAUUCACAAAACCAUCCUUCUCUUAUUCAGGUAAUAGGAAGAAACGAGGAAUCUCCUAAUUUGCCCCGUCUAGUUUAUGUUUGUCGAGAAAAGAAUUCAUCGUACUUCCAUAAUUUCAAAGCAGGCGCCCUCAACGUUCUACUACGAGUAUCGGCCAUUAUUAGUAACGCUCCGUACAUAUUGGUUUUGGACUGCGACAUGUACUCUAACGAUCAUUCAUCAGCCCGUCAAGCUAUGUGCUUCCAUCUCGAUCCACUCAUAUCUGAGUCCUUAGCUUUUGUUCAGUUCCCGCAAAAGUUCCAUAAUGUUAGCGACAAAGAUAUUUAUGAUUCCGCGAUGAGGUCACUUUUUACGGUUAAAUGGAUGGGUAUGGAUGGUCUCCAGGGUCCAAUUGUUUCUGGGACUUGUUUGUACAUUAAGAGAAUGGCAUUGUAUGGAAUCCACAUUCCUAAAGAUGACAUAUCUCGAUUGCGAGAAUCUUUUGGGACCUCGGAUGAGUUUCUAAAAUCGAUCGAUCGAGUAUCUUCGACGAACCACGACAUGUUACAACAUGAAACUGCAAUUCUAGCCUCUUGCACUUAUGAAAGGCAAACCGAAUGGGGAGAAAGGGUUGGUUACAAGUAUGGCUCACUAGUGGAAGACUUCUAUACCAGCCUUGUAUUACAUAGCAAUGGCUGGAAUUCAGUCUUUUGCAAUCCUGAGAGGCCGGCUUUCUUAGGAAGUUGCACAACCAACUUGAGCGACUGUUUGAUUCAAUGCACAAGAUGGUACUGUGGGUUGCUCGAAGUAGGUGUCUCGACCCUCUUUCGCUACAUAUUUGGGCCGGCAUCGAAGAUUUCGUUUCUUCAAGCCAUGUGCUAUGCAUACCUUUCUUUUCAACCACUUUAUUUUUUUCCUCUUUGGUGUUUAGCCACUAUUCCUCAGCUUUGUCUCCUUAAUGGCAUCAAUAUAUACCCAAAGGUAACUUCCCCAUGGUUCAUGGUCCUCUGUUUUGUUUUCUUAUCCGUUGUCUUCAGACAUAUGUUUGAUGUUCUCGCUACAAACGGAACUAUUCGAACGUGGGAAGGGGAGUGGAGAAUGUGGUUUGUUAAGUCGGUGACGGCUUCUUUCUAUGGAAGUAUGGAUGUGAUCAUGAAGUUGUUGGGGUUGAAGAAAACUAGCUUCUUGACCACUAAUAAAGUGGCCGAGAGCGAGCAAGUUAGGCUUUACCAAAUCGGUAAAAUCGAUUUCAAUGUGUCUCGUGCACUUAUAGUUCCUGUUGCGACAUUGGUGGUAAUAAAUGCGAUUGCUUUUGCUUUGGGAGGUUUGAAAGUUGUGGUUGAAGGCAGGUUGGAUGAGAUGUUUGGGCAAAUCUUCCUCUCUUUAUGUAUCUUGUUAGUAAAUUACCCAUUAAUUGAAGGGAUUUUAUUUAGGAAGGAUAAAGGGAGAGUUGCAAUUUCUGUAACCAUUUUGUCUCUUGUAUUUGCUGUAGUUUUCUUGUGUUUUGGGUCUGUCUGUUUCAUUCUCAUGUAUUACUAAUUUGGAGAUGGCUUCACAUUCUCAAUUAUAACUAUUCUAAUAAAGGGUUUUAGAGAGGAGACAGAUCUUACUAAAAAGUUAUAUGAUUUUUUAUUUUUGUUGUUGAUUA